AAUCACAUGACCGGGCUGCUGUUGCUGCUGGUCCUGCAGCUGGUGUUGUCGAGCUGUCAGAGAGAAUCCAAACUGUCAACAGCACAGUUAUUGUUGGAUACAUUUUGUCCCAGGAUUUUCUCGGGCAUGAUGGAGCUAAUAUGGGGUGGGUUGCACACCCUGUGACAUGUGGACCAAAGCAGGAUCCUCCCACCUCGCACCUCUGUUUCAACAACACAGCCAGCUGCUGUCAUGGCCUCCAGCUACCCACCCCCCUUUGAGGGCACAGGUGAAGUGAAGGAGGGCUUUCUUUGCCCUCUGUGCCUGAAAGACCUUCAGUCAUUCUACCAACUCCAAGACCACUACGAAGAGGAGCACUCUGGGGAAGACCGCCAUGUGAGGGGACAGCUCAAAAGUUUGGUUCAGAAGGCAAAGAAAGCCAAAGACAAGCUGUUAAAGAGGGAUGGUGAUGACAGACCGGAUACUGGCAGUUAUGAGUCCUUCUAUUAUGGUGGAGUGGACCCCUAUAUGUGGGAGCCUCAGGAACUGGGAGCAACUAGAAGUCACCUGGACUUCUUCAAAAAACACAGAGCAGCCAGAAUAGAUCAUUAUGUCAUUGAAGUCAACAAGCUCAUCAUCAGACUGGAAAAGUUGACAUCAUUUGACAGGACUAACUCAGAUGCCGCCAAAAUCAGAGCCAUUGAGAAGUCUGUAGUUUCAUGGGUGAAUGACUCAGAUGUCCCGUUCUGUCCGGACUGUGGAAACAAGUUCAACAUUCGGAACAGACGGCACCACUGUCGCCUCUGUGGAUCCAUUAUGUGUAGGAAGUGCAUGGACUUUGUCCCCUUACCUUUGGCCCAAAAGCUGAUUAAUGGGACUCGUGAAGCCCUGUGUGUACAUGGAAGCCCCGGCCAGUCCCAGUCUCCCCCAGCAGGAGGUGGCAGCAGUGGUAUGGGCUCCAGGAGAGGCAGCAUCAGCAGCCUUAGCAGUGUAACAUCCAUUCUGGAGGAAAAGGACGACGAGAAGAUCCGCUGCUGCCACCACUGUAUGGACACACUGUUGAAGAGACAGCAGAAGUUGGAAGAAAAGGACCUUAUGCCUGAUAUAGUGAAACUUUAUGAGAGGCUGAGGAUGUGCAUGGAGAAAGUGGAUGAAAAGGCUCCAGAAUAUAUCCGAAUGGCUGAGUCUCUCAAUGCCGGAGAAACCACAUACAAUCUUGACACUGCUGGUGGAUUGAGGCUGGAAGUACAGAAAUACUAUGAACUAAUUGAUGCUCUAAGUAAGAAGAUUUUAACACUCGGACUUAAAGAUGAUCCACCACCUCAUCCAAAGGCGCUGCAGCUGCAGAGGAUGGUCCGGUAUACAGCCACACUAUUCGUUCAGGAGAAGCUGUUAGGUCUCAUGUCGUUACCCACUAAGGACAAAUAUGAAGAGCUGAAAGAAAAGAGGAAACAAGAACAAGAGAAGAGACUCCAGCAAGAGAGACUGGCAGCCCAGGAGGUCCUGAAGAGGAGGCAGGAGUCUGAGAGAAACCGUCCACCUGUCAGCACCAACGGAGAGCUGCCGCAGGCCCCUAGAGCACCUCACAUGACCAAAGCUGGUGGCUGGCUGCCCUCCGCAGACUCUGUUCAUACACGCAGCGAGCUGGAAGAUCCCCUCCUGCAGCAGAUUGAGAACAUUCAGUCAUUCCUCCGUCAGGCGCGGGAGGCCCAGAGAACAGAUGAGGUUGCCAUGUUGGAGGAGAACUUGCGUCAGCUGCAGGAUGAAUACGACCAGCAGCAGACCAGCCUGGCCAUCGCUCUCUCCCAGAAGCUGGCUGAGGAGGAGAGCAUGCAGCAGGGGGAGUUCCAUCGCCUGGAGGCCUGGGAAAGGGAGGAGAGGGAGCAUUUGGGCCCAACUGUGGGCUCCAUGCAGCCUGCCUUCACCUGGGAGAGGUCUCUGGAUAUCAGCCCGACUGGGGGCUUUCAGAGUGAGCAAGACACUGCAGAGGAGGAUCUGACUCCUAAAGCUGAGAGGAGUCCGCCGUCUGUAAGAGCGUUUCCUGCACUCACAAGCCAGGAAGAGUCGCCUCCUAGAUUGAGAAGCUUAGGGGGGCAUGUAACUCCCCCUGGUGGUGAAGGACAGAACAGCACCUCCCUUAACCCUUUUGAUGAGGAGGACUCCACUCCCAUUGAGGAGGAUCCAUCCAAUCCUUUCUUUGAGGACAUCAAGAGGGAACACAAAGAAGUAACCAAUGGGAAGAAAGAAUACAACCCCUUUGAUGAAGACGUCGAGGAGGACAAAGAGGCUGAGACUGUACCUGGCAACCCCUUUGAGGAGGAUGACGUCACUGACCCAGGUAAUCCUUUCCUGGAGGCCUCGGGGAAUUCUCCAGGAGUCUCGACCAACCCCUUUGAGGGAGAAGAUGAUGAUGAGCCAUUGCCUGAUUUGGACAUGAUAGAGGAAGAGCUGCUGCUGCAGCAGAUUGACAACAUUAGGGCCUACAUUUUUGAUGCCAAGCUCAGCGGCCGACUGGACGAGGUGGAGCUCCUGUCAGAAAACCUGAGAGAGCUACAGCACACUCUACAGGAACAAAAGAAAAAGAAGCACUGACACCUUUUCUUCACCCCCCCCCCCCCCCCCCCCAGUCACCUGCUACCAAGUCCUGCAAGGCUAGCUCACUUUACAUGACUAAUGAACCCACUGAUUUUAGUCUGGGUGAGGUCUGCUGCACCACAGAAGGUUAGUCCCAAAAUUAAAUGCACUAGAGAUCAGUAGUCUGGAAUGACUCCAUUAAUUUCCACAUAUUUCUAAACCACUUAUCCUGCACACGGUCUCAGAGGGCUGGAGCCUAUCCCAGGAUGCACAGUUUGUACAGGCAGUGUUGCUGAAGAUAUUAACCCUGCCGUAUCAGUGCAAACAUGAACAAUGGGAGAUAGAAGAAUUUUUUUUCAUGGGACAGUCGGAUGGUUCUUUGAGCUGAGUCUGGCUGAGGUCUUGUGGAAGUCAGAAUGUGUGAUUUGGCUCUCUGACAGAGUGAAGACAUAACAAGUUACCAUGGCUGAACGAACCAGCCACGAGAGCAAUCAACUGAGGCACAAAAUCCAUGGUUAAAUAAUAAAUCAUGUCAAGAGCACUUUUGCUGCCAAAUUACAUUAAGAGGACUCCACUGAUUUAGCAUUGCACUGAUACAAAAUUAACAGUAUUAGAAACAAUAUAUCAAAACUGAUGCACCAAAACCUCAGAUGUCAUUGUCAAAACUUAAUGCCUACAUUGCCCACAAUUCUAAACUCAACUGCCCACAGCUCAGUCGGAGAUUUGGUAGUGUUAUAGUAGUAAUGGCUAAUGUAGCCUUGAGCCACUAGCCUGAAGCAGAGAUGAGUAGCAGGCUACAGAGGUCUGGUAACCUGCCUUCUUUCUAACUUCACACCCCCAGAUUUUUUAUUUUUUGUAGUCUUAAACUCAGUCACUUGAAAACAUUCAUCAGAUUUCGUGCAGCUCUGCAGCCACAAAAGGCUUUAAGCAGCUUCUUCUCACAUAUGCAGUAAUACUCCCCAAGACCUGUAAACAUACUUUGAUGUGUAAAAUCCGUGGAGUUCCCCUUUUAAUUCUGCUGAUAUUUGUGUUAUCGUGUUACUGCAUCUACAACUUCAGUUUAUUUGUGGUUAUUGAAAAAUUCCUACUGUUCAGCUCUUUAAUGCCAAAGAACCAAACCAUGCAUGAGGGUUCUAACUGAGCCAUGAACCAUUCUCCGACUAAAUAACCAUCUUUUAAAUGGUUAAAGUUAAAGAUAAACAAAUGUUGUUUUGGACCAUUUGAGACCGUUGUUGGGAAGCCUAGUAUAUGAAGGAAACUGAUCAUUAAAUAAAUUGUUAGAUAUUAAUAUUUGAUCACAGGCCUAAAUCACAAAUUCUGUCACACCGCUUGCAGCACCUAUGACCUUUUUCUCAUAGAUCUGAAAGGGAAGUUAAAAGCCCAUUACACAGAAUUAAGCCAUUUUUGUUGCUUGAAAGACAUGCUGAUACUGAUGUAUGUUUAUGAUCUAGUGAUUGUAAGGAAAAGCUUUUCAUUAUUAACCACACUGCUAACAACUACAGGUACAUUUGUGGCCCAGUAUCCAUGACAGAAAGGUUUUUGUUCUAAUAGCUCUUCAUUUCAGUUUCAAUCAAAUUUUUUUUCUGUAAAACUGAAUCUAAAUGAACCUGUUAGCCUCUUCUUGUGAGGUGACAUUUUCUCUGUCUGCAUGGUUGAAAUGAUCCUGAACAUUCAGUUAAUGAAUGGUUUUUUGGUGCGUCUGGUCUGCGUCAUGCCUUUGACAUGAUUACAUUUGACAGCUUUAUUUAUUUUAUUUUUUUAAAAUUGCAUCUUAAAUGCCACA
Molecule: messenger RNA, 4336 nt
Organism: Toxotes jaculatrix (banded archerfish)
Lineage: Eukaryota; Metazoa; Chordata; Actinopteri; Toxotidae
Product: rabenosyn-5
Exons: 12
Coding region: 232-2571 (779 amino acids)
Molecular function (GO): metal ion binding
Source: RefSeq, a predicted model, not a curated record